AUUACAGUAUUUUAUUAAUACAUUUAAACAAAAGUUGUGUCCAUUUGAGUGAUUGAUAGCCAAUAUGUUUAAGAAGUUUGAUGAAUCCAACGUUUCCGGUGUCACACAACUCAAGUCGUCUGUUCAAAAGGCAAUUAAAAACAAAAUAGUGGAUCAGUUCCCUAAUAUCAGUGACUAUAUCGAUGAGAUAUUGCCUAAGAAGGAGGCCAUUAAAACAUUGAAAUGUCACGAACAUAUUGAGGUAGUUAUUGGACCAAAUGGUGAUCAUCUAUUCUUCAGACAGAGAGAUGGUCUAUAUAUUCCUACAUUGAAAUUGAUUCAAAAAUAUCCAUUCAUAUGUCCCCUUAUGCAGGUAGACAAGGGUGCCAUCACUUUUGUCUUGAGCGGUGCUAAUAUCAUGUGUCCGGGACUUACAUCUAAAGGAGCUAUAAUGACACCCGACCUACCCGUUGACUCUGUGGUCACUGUGAUCGCCGAAAGUAAACAACACGCACUUUCUAUGGGAAUCUUAAAAAUGUCAACAAAUGAUAUAGCUAAAAUCAAUCGGGGAAUUGCCAUCGAAAAUGUCCACUUCUUAAAUGAUGGCCUCUGGAGAUUAAAAGCUUAUAAAUAAUAGCUAUUUUAGGAUAGUUUUUACAAUAAUUUUUUUGUAUUUAAAUGGUUUCGGUUUUUAUUUUAUUAAUAAAUAAUUUG
Molecule: messenger RNA, 693 nt
Organism: Oppia nitens
Lineage: Eukaryota; Metazoa; Arthropoda; Arachnida; Sarcoptiformes; Oppiidae
Gene: MCTS1
Product: malignant T-cell-amplified sequence 1-like
Exons: 6
Coding region: 65-613 (182 amino acids)
Biological process (GO): formation of translation preinitiation complex
Molecular function (GO): RNA binding
Source: RefSeq, a predicted model, not a curated record